Molecule: messenger RNA, 3316 nt
Organism: Strigops habroptila (Kakapo)
Lineage: Eukaryota; Metazoa; Chordata; Aves; Psittaciformes; Psittacidae
Gene: CADM1
Product: cell adhesion molecule 1
Exons: 12
Coding region: 16-1296 (426 amino acids)
Biological process (GO): detection of stimulus; susceptibility to natural killer cell mediated cytotoxicity; cell recognition
Cellular component (GO): plasma membrane; neuron projection; synapse
Molecular function (GO): signaling receptor binding
Source: RefSeq, a predicted model, not a curated record
GCCACGAGCUGCUUCAUGUGUGAGAGCCAGAAUCUGGUUACAGAAGAUGUGACGGUGGUGGAGGGGGACGUCGCCACCAUCAGCUGCCGCGUCAAGAACAGCGACGACUCGGUGAUUCAGCUCCUGAAUCCCAACAGGCAAACCAUCUAUUUCCGAGAUUUCAGACCGCUGAAGGACAGCAGAUUCCAGCUGGUGAACUUCUCCAACAGCGAGCUCCGGGUGUCCCUGACAAACGUCUCCAUUUCUGAUGAAGGAAGGUACUUCUGCCAGCUCUACACUGAUCCCCCCCAGGAAAUCUACACCACGAUCACAGUGCUUGUCCCGCCGCGCAAUCUGGUAAUCGAUAUCCAGAAAGAAAUCGCCGUUGAGGGAGAAGAGAUUGAGCUGAACUGCACUGCCAUGGCCAGCAGACCAGCCACCACCAUCAGAUGGUUCAAAGGAAACAAGGAGCUCACCGGCAAGUCAGAGGUGGAGCAGUGGUCCGACAUGUACACGGUGACCAGCCAGCUGCUGCUGAAGGUGGGACGGGAGGACGACGGGGUCCCUGUCAUCUGCCUGGUGGACCACCCUGCUGUCAAGGACCUCCAGACGCAGCGCUACCUGGAAGUCAUGUAUAAGCCUCAAGUGCGGGUCUCGCAGAAUUACCCGGUGCAAGGCCUCACGAGAGAAGGGGAGCCGCUCGAACUGACCUGCGCAGCCUUUGGAAAACCACAGCCUACGGACAUGAGGUGGUUAAGAGUAGAUGAUGAGAUGCCUCAACACGUUGUAGUGUCUGGUUCAAACCUUCUCAUUAGUAACCUAAACAAAACAGAUAAUGGUACAUACCGCUGUGAGGCUUCCAACGCGGUGGGGAAAUCACAUGCGGAUUACAUGCUGUUUGUAUACGAUCCCCCCACAACUAUCCCUCCUCCCACAACAACCACCACCACUACCACCACCAUCCCUACCACCAUCACAGACACAACGGCGACGACAGAACCGGCAGUUCACGGCUUUACUCACUUGCCCAAUUCGGCAGAGGAGCUGGACUAUGGGGAUCUCUCAGAUUCUCGUGCAGGUGAGGAAGGGGCAAUACGGAGCGUGGACCACGCGGUGGUCGGCGGUGUCGUGGCCGUGGUCGUGUUUGCAAUGCUUUGCCUGCUCAUCAUUUUAGGGCGAUAUUUUGCCAGACAUAAAGGUACAUACUUCACUCACGAAGCCAAAGGAGCAGAUGAUGCGGCCGACGCAGACACAGCCAUCAUCAAUGCAGAAGGAGGACAAAACAACUCUGAAGAGAAGAAAGAGUACUUCAUCUAGAGCAGCCUUGGUUUGUUGAGGUGUCCAACCGUGGACGGUUACUACUGGCCCUAUUUAAACGCUCAAGAGACAGUGAUAUUGGAAGUUGCAACCAGCUUGUGUCUUUUUUUUUAAAGAAAAAAAAAGCCAAUGGGUGGAGAGUCGGAGGCUGGGAGGGUCCGGGAUUGGCUGUGUAAAAAUAUUCCUCGCAAAGUACACUCUGCUGUUCGACACCUCAUUUUGUUUGGGUUUUCUUUUUUUGGCCAAGUCCAGCUUGGAUUUAGUUUAGUGAAGUCAUUUGCAGAAGAUUCUGUGCCUUGUUUAAUUUCUGUUUGUUCGGGUCGGGGGGAGGCUGGGAAGAAGAGGGGCUUCUGUGCGUUAGUUCCCUUCGGGUUUCUGUGGCUCUUCGUUUCCCCUUUCCUCUUGGGUUCUGGCAGUUGACUGCCGGGACCCCUUGGAGUAGGUGCGUUUCCUUGAAGGUGUUUCUUUUUCUCGUCACCGGUUUCCGUUCAGAACUCGAGCUCAUUGGAGGAGAACCAGCACAUUUUAGACUUCGUAGUUUGCAGUUAAGUGUGCCCAUGUCCCAUUCCCUCUAUCGUCCUAAAGGCUCGGAUAAAGACCGGCGAGAACCCGCUCGUGGCUGCCUGCAUUUCAGGUGCUUUCGAUGGUGGCAACUAGGAAAUCGGCUGGAGCUCGGCAAAGGCACCCUUCGGCCCUGGGGUAUCCUCCGGGAGGGAUGCGGGACGUCUGCUCCGGCCCCGUGCCUUGCGGAUGCUCUGUCCUGCUCUCGGGGCUGGGCCCCCCUCUCCCGCUUUGCCAGAGCCGGCACAGCCCAGCCCUUGUCGUCCUCCCCCCAUUGCAGCCGCGGGGCAUGGUGAGUGCAGUGGCCUCGUGUCCUGCCCGCGGGGCACAAUGGGAGCGCUGACUGACUUACAAAGCCAUAGGUGAAACAGAGACUCGAGGUCCGGUAGAACCGUAAGCGAGAGGCAGCAGAGUGCCAGGACAAGGCGGUGUUAAAGUCUAUAUGCUGAAUCUUUUGUUUCUUGUGAGUAAUCUUGGAUUUGGAGCGAUUCUUUUCUUUUUUUUACUGUGUUUCUGUGGAAAAUGUAUGCUGGUUUAUUUAAGGGAAGCAUUAAUCUUAGAGUCAGGUUUGGGUUUUUUAAGGGGUUUGGGGGAGCAUUUUCGUGCGUUUGGUUUUUUUUUUUUUUUAGCUGUUGUUCUUGGCAGCCCCGCGACAACGCGGGCUUCCUUCGGGAUUGGGACGGCCCGAUGGCAGAGAGCGGGCCCGUGCUCCGGCAGCGUUCCGCCUUUUCCCUCCGCGCGAGAAGGACCUCGCGGGAAUACCCCUUGUUCCGAGCAGAUUUUGCCGAGCUCCUCUCCGAGCCUCCCGCGCCGUGGCUGGGAGCAGGCAGCAGCGGGGGCUCGGGGGCUCUCCCGCCGCCGGGACGGGCACCCUGGCUUUGAGCAGCCCAUCUUUGUUUGGAGUGUACCGUAGUGCAGUGUUACCGAUGUAACUUUGACUUACGCUGUUGACAUGUCUCAGGUUCAUGUGUUUUGAUUGGUGUUUUCCGUCUCAGGUAGAUUGCAAAAUUUCGGCCCCACGCAUUGGAAACAAACCCUAGAAACAGGAUAAGAACCAAGAAAUUGCGACUUUGAGUUGUAUAUUGGGUUAUGUAUUUUUUCUUCAGUAUACAGUGCACUGUUUGAAAUGUAUUGUUGAGUAUUACUUUGUACAGCUUUAGAUCAUUAGGAUUUUGAAGCGUGAAGAAAGAACAACCUUGUUUAAGGGAUAUUACAAAUGAAGGACGCGGAACUGAUGAUAAACAACCUUGUUCUUUAUUUACCCGGCCUUUUUGGUUUUUCCCCUUAGGCCAGUUCUGUUUUAAGGUGUCCAAGGAAGGUGUUACAAUGUAAGAAAAUACAUAUCCAUCUGUUCCCAUUCACAUUUUGUAUUGGUUCAUGUAUACCAUUUUUACAAAGGAAAAGAAGUACUAUAAAAUAUCUGUCUUCUUAAUAAAAAAAGAUUAAUGUUACAAAACUA